AUGUGUCUUAAAGCAGAGUCGGCACAAAUGGAUGCAUUCAAAUGUAUCGCUCCGUCGGUCUUCUACUACGAUACGAACCAUUGGGGUUGGGAUGAGGCGCGACAGAUGUGCUCUCAGAAAUUUGACGCCAUAUAUGAGGCAGACUUAAUGCAAUUGACCGACGCGUCCAAGAGUGCCGCUCAGUCCAUGAUGGAUCAUCUCUUUCAAAAGGGACUCAUCGCAUCGGGAGAGAGCAAAUACGCCACAAGCGGUGUGUGUUGUAUGAGAAAACUGGCCAAUAAUAAUUACGGGUCAUUGUGUCAAUGGUUGCCAUCAGGCGAACCCAUUGACGGCCUAACUUCUUCGGGUCAAUGCACUAUACAUACCGUUAAAUAUGACACCCAAACCAAAGUCUUCAGUAACGACGAUGGGUUUCAAAAAGUAGAAGAUAAACCAUUUGACGGCCAUUUAUGCGCUUUUACUGCACCAAAGGUUUGUAGGGCAACGCAACCGCCACCGCCAUCGCCCACAUCAUUCCCAAGCGAUACGACGACCGCCACAUCGAGUGACCCGUCAGUCAUUCCGACCCACUCUCCGGACGAAGUGAAGAAAGGUUUGGACGAAUUGGAUGAACGGCUCAAACAUUUGGAUCUAAACGUAGAUCAGUUGCUCGACUGCUCCGAGAAGUUGACCGAUAUCUUAAAAGGCGGUUCACUCGUAACGGACGCGUCGUUAAAUCAGACGUUGAAUAUAAUCGACACUUUGCAGCAAAGGGUACCCAAAAAGACUAAAGACCCCAAACAUCUGCGGACAUUCACCGAACACGUGGUUCAGAGUUGCAGCGAUGUGUUGGAGAGCGAACGGGCGUGGGAUAAGAUUGACCAUGAUCAGAGUUGCAGCGAUGUGUUGGAGAGCGAACGGGCGUGGGAUAAGAUUGACCAUGAUCAGGUCAAAGCUAAUUUCAGCUCAAAUAUACUGCAUUUCAUGCAAAGGAGUUCAUUCGCGUUGGGCUGUCGGGAGCCGUCCAACACCACUAACUCCUCGCACGAGGCCAUACAUAAAGACAAUAUUGUGGUCCAAACGUUUACAAUGGAUUACAGCAAAGAGACCACUUUUUUGGUCAAACACAUGGCCUCAUCCAUCAAAUUGCCUGCCGGUAUACCGGAGCCGCUGCGCGAUCCGGAGUGCAUUCCUGGGACGGCUGUCGGCGCUGUAAUCGACAAGUUGUCCCGAUAUUUGUCCGUCAACUUUGCCGACAAACACGAACUCAACUCAGAUAUCGUGGCAUUCAGUGUCGCCAACAAUCAAAACUCGACACAACUUCCGGCAAACGUCUCCCCCGUUGUCAUUACAGUAAAACACAAUAAUUUGCUAACAUUUGGCGAUAAAGUGCAGUGCGUUUACUGGGAUUUCCAGCAAAUGAAAUGGUCGUCGAGUGGGUGUCAGUUCCGAGUUGAGGGCUCCGACCGGAAAGUGUCUGUCUGUGAAUGCAAUCAUUUGACAAACUUUGCGGCUCUAAUGGAUGUGAGCGGAAGAGAGGCCAACACUAAAGUGAAAGACAUUUUGACGAAAGUGUGUUGCGGUCUGUCUAUCAUUUGUCUCGUAUUAACCAUUGGUUUCUUAACAUUGGUUCNUUUGACGAAAGUGUGUUGCGGUCUGUCUAUCAUUUGUCUCGUAUUAACCAUUGGUUUCUUAACAUUGGUUCGAGUGCUUAGAAAUCGGCGAAACAAUAUUACCUGUAAUUUGUGUUUUUGCCUCCUUGUUGUCAAUCUGCUGGUUGUGUUUGGAAUGGACGCUACUUUCAACAGUAUCUUAUGUGAAUCGGUUGCCGUACUCUUACUGUACUUUCUAUUGGCAUCGUUUGCGUGGAUGUUAAUGGAAGGCUACCACUUGUAUCAGAUGAUUAUCCUUGUCUUCAGUAAUGUCGGGCACUUAAGGCUUAUAUACUUAUAUAUCAUCGGUUACGGAGUGCCGGUUGUCAUCACUUUGAGCGCACUUUUAGGCUUUGGAUUUGAUUUCAUUACAGAAGACGACUCUUAUUUUUGUUGGAUAUCUUCGCCAACACACCCGUACCGCGUGUGGGCUGUGGCCGCUCCGGCACUGCUCUCCACUUUGGCCAACGCAGUGAUCAUGUGUUUGGCUCUGAAGGAAGCGUUUUCAGCAAAAGUCAAGAAGAAGAUAAUCCAAGAGAAAGACAUAUCGGCCACGACCUCAACGUCACAGAUCAGUUCAAUCGCCACUCAAAUCGCGCAGAGUUUGUCGUGGAUUAAGGGCUCGGCAUCUCUGGUAGUGGUGUUGGGCAUAACGUGGAUUACUUUCCUAUUUUACAUCCACGAGUUUGGCGAAUGGUUUUCCUAUAUAUUUAUUGUAUUCAAUGGAUUGCAG
Medioppia subpectinata is the source of this 2364-nucleotide messenger RNA. NCBI's taxonomy places the organism in Eukaryota, Metazoa, Arthropoda, Arachnida, Sarcoptiformes, Oppiidae. The record is from the annotation of a GenBank genome assembly.